CCGAUAUAUAUUUUAUAACUUGGGGUAAAGGAGAAUAAGUAUGUGUAUCACCCUAUGUUUGGGUCUUAUACUUGAAACGUAAGUUAUUCUACAUUUAGCUUGCUACUCGCUCGGUACUCGUACUGAACCCUUAGGGGGGCCCCACCAUUUCAGGUUGAAGCUAGAGCCUGUUGUCUACACCUUUGCACGGGUGGAAAGAAUCUAGAGGAAGACAUGAAAUGGAGGGCAGACGCAUGCCAACAAGAAACAAUCUGAGAGGGCAAACGCCGGUAGCUUCUAUUGGGGCUAGCCGGGCUGCAUCUCGGGGCUCACGAGGUGGAAGAGGAAGCCGUAGAGGCUGUGGAAGUCGUGGGGGGGCAUCGAGCCCAAACUGUGAGCGACAGUCAUGUUAGCUCGGUGUACGAAACUAACACCGAGAAUUAUGACUCAACCUUUGUUCCCGAGAUGUGACAUGAGGAGACCCGUAUGACGGGGUGACUUCCACACAGGCGACGAUGACAAUGAUGAGAGUGAUGCCCGAUUCGCUCAAAUGGGGGGAUUUUUUGAAUGGUAUCAAAAGGAGAAGCAAAGGAGAGAGCUGAGAUGCCAAGCUAAGCGUGCUCCUCGAGGAGUUUCAGGUCAAAGGAGCCUAGGGGCUUCAAAGGCUACUUCAGGGAUGUCCCAAGGUGGACACGGUGGAGAUUUCUGUGUUAGAAUCUCCAAGUACCUCAAAGAAGCAAGGGCUUUGGGGUGCAAAUCCUUUGAUGGCACCGGAGACAUCACCAUUGCCGCCGAUUGGAUUAAGAAGCUGAAAGAUGCAUCGAGAGAUAUGCAAAUCACACCCGAUGUGAAGUUGAUCGUGGCUUCACGUUUGCUUGAGGGGAUAGCUUCUACAAGGUGGGAGAGACUAGAAGGGAAAUAUCGUGGGACUAUCUCAUGGGAGAACUUCAAACAGGAGUUCUAUGCUCAAUACUACUCCGACUAUGAGGUUAACGUGAAGCGGAGGGAGUAUACGAACCUCAAGCAAAAGGAGGGUGGCACUGUUAAACAAUUGGAGCAAGAAUUUAUAACACUGACUACAUUCUUACCGAAGUACGUGGCCGAUGAGGACCGCAUGACGGAGCAUUUUUAGGGUGCCUUACUCUUAGACAUCCGUGAUCGGGCUACGUACUCUCGCCACAUGAACUUUAGUGAGGUGGUAGAGCAGGGCCUUCUUGGGGAAACCCAAUGGAAUGAGAGAAAAGCAAG
Molecule: messenger RNA, 1227 nt
Organism: Cuscuta europaea
Lineage: Eukaryota; Viridiplantae; Streptophyta; Magnoliopsida; Solanales; Convolvulaceae
Source: the annotation of a GenBank genome assembly